Messenger RNA from Staurois parvus, 467 nucleotides. NCBI's taxonomy places the organism in Eukaryota, Metazoa, Chordata, Amphibia, Anura, Ranidae. The record is from the annotation of a GenBank genome assembly.
AGGAGAUGGCCAGAGACUGCAGACACAGUACAGGAGAUGACCAGAGACUGCGGACACAGUACAGGAGAUGACCAGAGACUGCAGACAUAGUACAGGAGAUGGCCAGAGACUGCAGACACAGUACAGGAGAUGACCAGAGACUGCGGACACAGUACAGGAGAUGACCAGAGACUGCAGACACAGUACAGGAGAUGACCAGAGACUGCGGACAUAGUACAGGAGAUGGCCAGAGACUGAGGACAUAGUACAGGAGAUGACCAGAGACUGCGGACAUACUACAGGAGAUGACCAGAGACUGCGGGACACAGUACAGGAGAUGACCAGAGACUGCAGACACAGUACAGGAGAUGACCAGAGACUGCGGACAGUACAGGAGAUGACCAGAGACUGCGGACACAGUACAGGAGAUGACCAGAGACUGCAGACACAGUACAGGAGAUGACCAGAGACUGCGGACACAGUACAGG